AUGUUACAAAAUUCUAUAUCCAUCGCCUACUUGACUUCAAAUUUAUAUUUUCACUUAAAGUUACAAGUUCAAUUUUUAAAUCGUGUUUCUGCCACUAUUCAACAAACUCGAAACCUACAAAUUCAUGAAAAUCUUGCUUAUACUUUAUUAAAAGAUGCUGGAAUUCCAACACCACCGUUUGGAGUAGCUAAAACUCCAGAAGAAGCAGAAAAAAUAGCAGCGAAUCUUAAUACAAAAGAUAUUGUUCUAAAAGCUCAAGUUCUUGCUGGAGGACGUGGAAUAGGACAUUUCAAAGACUCCAAUGUGAGAGGUGUUGUUAUGUGUGAAAGUCCCACAGAAGCUAAAACUGUGGCUAGUAGUAUGAUAGGCAAAUUGUUAAUAACUAAACAAACUGGACCGGCUGGUAAAAUUUGUAAUUCAGUAAUGGUAACGACACGUAUGUUUCCACGUAAAGAAUAUUAUAUGUCAGUAAUGAUGGAAACCACUUUUGAUGGUCCUGUUAUAAUUGUAUCUAAGCAAGGCGGUGUAAAUAUUGAAGAUAUUGCUGCUACGACUCCGGAAGCUAUAUCAUAUACGCCAAUAGAUAUUAUGAAAGGUUUAACACUUGAACAAAUAAAUAAAAUUGUGGAUAAUUUAGGUCUUGAAGGGGAAGGAAAAAAAAUCACUUCGAUAAUUAUUUGCAAUCUCUAUGAGUUAUUUAUUGAAAAAGACGCUUUGUUACUUGAAAUUAAUCCAUUUGCAUUAGACAUUUGUGAAGAAUAUUUUGCUUUAGACUGUAAAUGUUCUUUUGAUGACAGCGCAGAAUUUAGACAAAAGGAAUUAUUUAAUCUACAAGAUAUGUCACAAGUUGAUCCUAGUGAAGUUCAUGCAACUAAAUUUAAUUUAAAUUACAUACAUUUGGAUGGAAAUAUAGGAUGUUUGGUAAAUGGAGCUGGAUUAGCAAUGGCUACUAUGGAUGUAAUAAAAAUGAAUGGCGGUUUCCCAGCAAAUUUUUUAGAUGUUGGUGGUUCUGCUGACAAAGAAGCAGUAACAGAAGGUUUUAAAAUAAUACUAUCUGAUCCAAAUGUACUUAUAAAUUUAAAAGUAAUCAAAAUAAAUUUUUCAAAAAUAAAAUCAAUAUAA
Molecule: messenger RNA, 1122 nt
Organism: Apis laboriosa (Himalayan honeybee)
Lineage: Eukaryota; Metazoa; Arthropoda; Insecta; Hymenoptera; Apidae
Product: succinate--CoA ligase [ADP-forming] subunit beta, mitochondrial-like
Exons: 5
Coding region: 1-1122 (373 amino acids)
Biological process (GO): succinyl-CoA metabolic process; tricarboxylic acid cycle
Cellular component (GO): succinate-CoA ligase complex; mitochondrion
Molecular function (GO): metal ion binding; succinate-CoA ligase (ADP-forming) activity; ATP binding
Source: RefSeq, a predicted model, not a curated record